Rhizophagus irregularis DAOM 181602=DAOM 197198 is the source of this 709-nucleotide messenger RNA. RefSeq lists its product as uncharacterized. The record is from RefSeq and is a predicted model, not a curated record. NCBI's taxonomy places the organism in Eukaryota, Fungi, Glomeromycota, Glomeromycetes, Glomerales, Glomeraceae. Gene Ontology annotation, molecular function: RNA polymerase II cis-regulatory region sequence-specific DNA binding; DNA-binding transcription factor activity, RNA polymerase II-specific. Gene Ontology annotation, biological process: cell differentiation; anatomical structure morphogenesis; regulation of DNA-templated transcription.
UUUUUUCUUAAUGACCUCUCGCGUAUCAUAUAAUAAUAACAAACGCGCCUUGGUUGAAACAACGAUCAACGAACAUCCUUUCACUACGUCUUAUAUUAACAAUCAACUUAUUGAUACUAAUCUUAAUAAUAAUCAAACAACGACAGUAAUGAUGAACUCACAACAACAACCUCUUUCCCAACGUUCUACAAAACGUCGAAGAAAUCGAGAUACUCCUCCAAGACCUUUAAAUUCUUUUAUGAUAUAUCGAAGGGAAUAUCAAAAAAAGAUCAAGGAACAAAAUCCAAAUAUUCUCCUUUCAGAAUUAUCUCGUAUUUCAAAAUCCGCAGCUGAUAAGUGGGCAAGUGAACCACAACAAGUCAAACAAAUUUAUGCGGAGAAGGCUCGAGCAGAAAAAGAGCGACAUAUGAAAUUGUAUCCAAAUUACGUUUAUUGUCCAAGAAGACCAUCAAGAAGUAAACAAAGAAAGAAAUCAGCUUCUGAAGGUUCUUCGUCAGAAAAAAUGUCUCUCAGCUUUUUACUAAAUGAUGAGAGCAAUGCCUUUCGACCGUACAGUCAUCCCAACCAUACUUACACACCAAUGUAAAUUUUGAGGCCGAAGAACGUAUUUUUUGUGUAGGGGAUUGCCGUUGACGACAAAAAAAUGGAUGAUGUUUGAAAAUUGAUUUGAAUUUUUUAAAAGAAACAAUUUUUUAUUUCUUUUUUUUUU